AUGUGGCUCAUCAAACUGUCUUUGCCGUUCAUUAUCGGCCAAGGGAAUGUACUGAACACAAUCGACCAAGCAGGUUCCAUUUCCAAUGGACAACAUGAUGGUCUUUUCUUACCUUGGGGAUCCAGGCGAAACACUAUGUCCGCUCGUAUCAUGGAGCUCGAAAAUCAGCUACCAAGGACCCAGAUUCCAGAAAAUGCCAAUCAUGGCCAUCAGGAAAUUAGCCCUGCUCCCACGACUGAACAGGGCCAAUCACGGGCGAGGGUUGAUACAUCCAUCCAGCAAAAUCCGAAUCCCACAGCUUCUGCUGAAGCUACCCAGAGCAGACAGCCAUGUAAGAUUUCGAGAUGGAUGUCAAAUGUAAAACGCAAGUCAACUGACAGCUCUCGAAACGAAACCACUGUUCCCUGCGCCAGAGGACGGAGACACUCUACUAGAAAUACCGAGCGGCUUGGUAGUACGGCACCUGCAGCUCCCAAUUCCAGCAGAAUCAAUUUUGCAGAAGAACGUCAGAUUUACCACGGCGAUGACGGGGUUGUCCAACAUCAGCACGAAGAAUCAGCUAACCCAUUCAAGCCAAAAGUGGAAGAGGAACAAGCUUAUACAGAAGAACAGGACUUUACCCAUAUCCCAGCGGAGACAGAAAGAAAUCCGACACCGAGAUCACAACCUACCGUAGCGACCCAGGGAGGUCCAUCGACCCGAGCAGGUCCUUCAAGAUCUACCAACAUUGAGGACUCCUUUCUGGGAAACUUAGCAGGCAAGGAAGGAAGGACUUCCCGUGGCGACUUAAUGCAUCUUUGCAAUGACCUCGGUCACGACGAAUUUAGACGCCUUAGAGACAGAUUCUACAGAGGUGAGCAAGUUGAGCAAGUCGAGGAAGUUCAGGAAGCUGAAGGAUCUGAUGAGCAGCCUCCAUUCCUCGUGGAAGAUAUCAAUCCAGAGCGCCGCCUAUCAAUAAUUAGUCGCACAAGCAACGCAUCUGGAAUACCACCGAGCGCUAGACAGAGCAGUUCAGGAUCCACGGGCACUAGAAUAGAGCCGAGUGACACGCCCACUGAUCCUUCGGUAGAUGAAGAGGUACCAAGACUAACCCUAGGUGAAAUUCGAGACUUCACCACCCAGAUACUUAGAGGAAUUUCGAUCAUCAUAGCUGAGUCGCGAGUCUCUGCCCAAAUGACGGACUUUCAAUUACAGCAGAUAUUGGCCUUGUUGAAUCGUUUGGCCUAUGAGGUUGAGGAGUAGUUCCGUAUUGCGGGCACUUGUAUUUUGAGGAUUGGGAAUGGGACUUGGGGUACGGGUUUCAGGGUGGAUGUCUAUCAGUAUUGAUGUUAAAUUUUUAGAGCUGUUUAGAUUCAAUGCUAUGAUUUUGCUAUCUUAUGCUAUGCCGUAUAAUCUAUGCCUUCUUAGGCUAUUCCAAAACCUUUCCUCUCCAUCGUUGUUGUCAUCAAAAAACAUUGAUCAAUUAUCGUCCGUUAUCCUUCGACUUUCAUUCUGGAUGUCGUGACACACAUCUUCCCCUUCUUCAAAGUGAAGUCUGGAAGCACGAGACUAUCCAGUGUGAGGACAGACAUUCUGUCCUUA
Mollisia scopiformis is the source of this 1581-nucleotide messenger RNA. RefSeq lists its product as uncharacterized. The record is from RefSeq and is a predicted model, not a curated record. NCBI's taxonomy places the organism in Eukaryota, Fungi, Ascomycota, Leotiomycetes, Helotiales, Mollisiaceae. Bases 1 to 1242 code for a protein of 413 amino acids. The transcript has 2 exons.